UCUGAACCGAGCGGCUCUCUGGGCUGAACCGGACCGGUGUGCCGUGAUAUGGACGCGCAUGAGUCCGUGGGGCCGAAGCGGCAGGAGGCGGACCGGCAGCUCCGCGGAUUCGCUGAGCAGAGCUGCCGCCGGUGACGGUGCCGGUGCCGUGAUGCUGGCCGUGCUUUCGUUCGUGUCCUACCCGCUGCUGGCCGUGUUGUCCCUGAUCCGGUCGCUCCUCCGCUGGCUGUGGAGACGGACCGCGGCCGCUGUGAGAUCCGGGCCCCGAGCCACUGCCGCCCCGCCGCUGCCGCUCCACGCCGCCAGGCUCGACAGCGGCCCGGGGCUCGGGAGCGGGAGCCCGGAGCGAGGCGAGCGGGUCAGGAGGCACCACGGCCGGGCCUUCGAGUUCAUCUCUGCGGCGCUGAGGAUCGAUGAGGACGAGCGAGGUGACAAGCAGCAGGCGGUGGGCUGGUACCGGCGAGGGAUCACAGAGCUGGAGAAAGGACUCGCCAUCCAGAUCUCAGGAAGCGGAGAGAAAUGUGAGCGCGACAGACGGCUGCAGAACAAGAUGGCCGCCAACCUGCUCAUGGCCAAAGGCCGGCUGCAGUCUUUAGUCGCGGUGCUCUCAGGAUCCAGGACUCAGACAGACCUCUCCACUGUCAGCACUAACCCCGCCUACCACACUGCCCACCUGUGCUCAGCAGGUGGCGCUGUCUCUAGAAAGAGAGACUGUUUAAAUCCAGGACCAUCCAGCAGACCGAAGCACUUCCCAAAGACAUCCUCCUCCUCGGCGGGCCUCCAUCGCUCACAGCGCCCCCCCGCCCUCAGUCACAGUAAGGGCAGAACAAGUCGUCACAGUGUUAAAGUCAACUCCCCGACAUCGACACCACAGAAGAAGAAAGACACAAAGACCCUGAAGAACGUCGACGGAAAGCUCGCCAACCUCAUCCUCAACGAUAUCGUCGACAGCGGCUCGUCCGUGAGGUUCGGAGACGUUGCCGGGCAGGAUUUGGCGAAGCAGGCGCUGCAGGAGAUCGUCAUCCUGCCGGCGUUGAGGCCGGAGUUGUUUACAGGACUGCGUACUCCGGCCAGAGGACUUCUUCUGUUCGGUCCGCCCGGCAACGGCAAGACGAUGCUGGCUAAAGCUGUGGCAGCUGAGUCCAACGCCACCUUCUUCAACAUCAGCGCCGCCAGUUUAACCUCCAAAUACGUGGGUGAGGGGGAGAAACUGGUCCGAGCUCUGUUCUCUGUGGCCAGAGAGCUGCAGCCCUCCAUCAUCUUCAUCGAUGAAGUGGACAGUCUGCUGUGUGAGCGGAGGGAGGGCGAGCACGACGCCAGCCGACGCCUCAAGACCGAGUUCCUCGUCGAGUUUGACGGAGUCCAGUCAGGAGGAGACGAGCGCGUGCUGGUGAUGGGAGCCACCAACAGGCCUCAGGAGCUGGACGAGGCUGUUCUCAGGCGCUUCGCUAAACGUGUGUAUGUAGCUCUGCCAGCCGAGGAGACUCGCUUCAAGCUGCUGAAGAACCUGUUGGAGAAACACGGAAACCCGCUGAGUCACAGAGAGCUCAGCCAGCUGGCCAGAAUGACAGAGGGCUACUCGGGCAGUGACCUCACCUCUCUGGCUAAAGACGCCUCCCUGGGACCAAUCAGAGAGUUGCAUCCGGAACAAGUGAGGAACGUGGAGGCCAGUGAGGUGAGUUCACCGGCUGGUGAUCGACCGAUCGCUGAUCAGGUCCGAAACAUUUGUUUCAGAGACUUCGUGGAGUCUCUGAAGAAGAUCAAGAGCAGCGUCGGUCCACAGACUCUGGAGCUCUACGUCCGCUGGAACAGAGACUACGGAGACACGACGGCCGUCUGAGCCGCAGACCAACAGACAAACCUCGAGUUUAAUCAGCAGAGUGUUAGCACCGUCUCAUGUCUCUGGUUCCUCACCUGGACUCUGAUGUCCAAAGAUCUUCUUUUAAAUAACUGAACUGUUUGUAGUGAUUCAGUGUUUUGGUACGACUCG
Chelmon rostratus (copperband butterflyfish) is the source of this 1990-nucleotide messenger RNA. RefSeq names its product spastin (gene spast). Gene Ontology annotation, cellular component: microtubule cytoskeleton. The record is from RefSeq and is a predicted model, not a curated record. Gene Ontology annotation, molecular function: ATP hydrolysis activity; ATP binding; microtubule severing ATPase activity. Lineage: Eukaryota; Metazoa; Chordata; Actinopteri; Chaetodontiformes; Chaetodontidae. The coding region runs from base 59 to 1840 and encodes 593 amino acids. The transcript has 17 exons.